AUGCGGGUGCAUCUGUCCUCAGACGAAGUUAACGUGCUCCUGCAUCGUUACUUGUUAGAGAAUGGGUAUGUGCAUUCCGCCUUUGCAUUUCAGUCGGAGGCUGCAAUGCACAAGAAUCCUUUCUGGAUAUCUCAUCAAGACAAGGUGCCCCCUAACGCCCUUGUUUCCUUCUUGCAGAAGGCACUUCUUUUCAUCUAUCUGGAGUAUCACACAGAUGGAGAAACGGGUGACGGCAUUCUGUGCGAAGAACCCUUUAGUCUUUUUAGGAAGCACGAAUGCUGGUUUAGAGAGGAGGCUCACACAGACGCCGCUGCUGCUGCUGCUCGGUUGGGGAGCAAGGCAGCCCAGCUGCCGCUGCCAGCGGUGUGUGUAGCCUGGGAAGGAGGGGCGGCUGAGGGGGACGAGUCGGUGUUGCUGCAAGAGGGCCCCGAUGACGCAUCGGGGGAUCGGAGUGCUGCCGGAAUGGAUCCGCAUGCAGCAGCUGCCGCGACAGCGGCGGGAGACUGCGCAGGCAGCAGCGGCGGAGGAGGUCAAGACGCAUCGGAGGCAGCGUUGAAGGAGGAAGAAGAAGCGGUAAGCACCGAGACUUCGGCAGCAACUGCAGCAGCAGCAGCUUCGCCGGAAGACGAGGAUACGAUCUUCGUGGGGCCCCCUCAGCACGCAAUAGAGGAUCGCGUGGCGUUGAAAGACUGGCUGCGACUCGUAGAGCAUUCGGAUGUUGGCGAGGCGGGUGCUCUCAGCGAAUGGAGUCCAGCGGAUCCUGAGCUUAUUGUGACCAACUUCGCAGUCGGCCCCCCUCGCCUGUACCGCGUUCCUCUGUCUUUUGAGGGGCACUCCUUGGUGGCGCCUCAUAGAGAGCUCUUGGGGCCCCCCAUCGCCUCUGGAGCCGUCAACCCAGGAUCGUCUGCUCACUGGAGACCGGACGGUCGUCUCCUCGCAACGGGCUAUGAGUCUGGCCAUGUCAGUGUUUGGAGCCAAGACGGAGCGCUGCUGGCUUCGCUGCGGGCGAGCGAAACUUCCGUCAUAUGCUUGGGAUUUUCUGUUUCUGGCACGCGACUUGCCGCUGCCUGUGCCGACGGGCAGGUCGUUGUGUGGAGUGUUUGUCCUCCACCGACGCGUGCGAGCGCUUCCGGCUCUUCUGCCCCAAUCAAAGCCAGCAGUGCCGCCAAUUCAGACGUUGCAGAAGCCAGUCUGGCUUGGGGAGACGGCUGCGAAGGGGAAGGGCAGCACCAGCAACAGAAAGGGGAACGCUGGACCUUCCAGCCGUGUCUCUCCUACACUCACACAAGCGGAGUAAUCGAUUUGGAUUGGAGCGGCGAUCGUCUCCUCGCUUCUGGCGCGAUUGACGGCGCUGUGAUAGUCGUUGAUGUAGAAGACGGCACAGAAAUACGGGUGCCCCGAGGCUUGGGCGCAGCAGCAGCAGCAGCAUCCUUCAAGUGCGAUGCGGACGAGACGGCAGCGGCUGCCGCGGCUCCGUCUUGCGGUGCUGUUGCUGAGGUUACUUCCGGUUCUGCCUCUGCUGCUGCUGCAACGGAGAAGCAGGAGCUGGCUGGAGAGGACGUGGCAGCAAAGGAGUCCGCGUCAGCAGCAGCAGAAGUUGCCACUCUGCGCUGGAACGCGGCAGGAAAACUCCUCGCCAUCGUAGACUCCUCCUCUGUCGUCGAGGUUAGCUAAGAAGCUGACUGCACCAGCCACGCUUGCAACGAUCCCCUUAAUCAUUCCCCCGCUUCUCUUGCUGAUGGUCCUGCUGUGUGGGACCUGAGUCGCCCUGAAUGCCAGCCAGUAGCGUUGCGAGCUCACAGCGAGGCGAUCAUAAAGGCGGACUGGCGCAAUGGGGGUCCACACGACGACCUUGAGCUUCUAUUGACCGUGGCGAUGGAUCGGCAGCUGUUGCUGUGGAGCACGCGGCAGCUCGAGGCUCCAAUGAAGCGCCUUGUCUACGACCACCCGCCGACUAGCCUGCGAGUCAGCCGAGACGGAAGCCGUGUGGCUGUGGGAACGUACGACUCGGUCCUUCGUGUGUAUGCACUGCCCUCCCUCGAGUGUAUUGCGAGCUAUGUUGACCUCCAGAUGGUCAUCCCACACAUCACUUGGAGGAGCACACACGACUGCCUAGCGUACAAUGUCUUCCAGAUGGGCAAGACUGUUGUCCUUAAGCCGCCAACGGACGCGCCGGAGCCGCAGAGAGGCGUUAAAUGGAGAGCAAAGGCAGCAAAUGUAAGAGUUGCUACAAGUAAAUUUGAGCGUGGAGAACAGCUAACCAAUGAUAUGCAGCAGCUUGUUCAAGCAAUACCCGUGGAUGAAUGUAACUAUUUGGGCAUAGCAUGCGCUAAAGAAGGGUAA
Messenger RNA from Cyclospora cayetanensis, 2343 nucleotides. RefSeq names its product F-box-like/WD repeat-containing protein TBL1X. The transcript is spliced from 10 exons. Gene Ontology annotation, biological process: regulation of transcription by RNA polymerase II. NCBI's taxonomy places the organism in Eukaryota, Apicomplexa, Conoidasida, Eucoccidiorida, Eimeriidae. The record is from RefSeq and is a predicted model, not a curated record. Gene Ontology annotation, molecular function: transcription corepressor activity; protein binding. Gene Ontology annotation, cellular component: Set3 complex.